GGGUAAGAAAUGUAAAGAAUACAUGUGAAGAAAAUGCCCUUUUCCCCCUUAAGUGAAACUUAACAGGGAGAGAAUAAUCCAGGCAUAAGAAAGCAUCUAAAUCGGUAAUUUUCUAUAAUAAUAACAACAAAAAUAGCAAUGAUUCGUGUACGCAGCACAGAUCCUUUCUUCUAAUGAUUUCAAAGACUUCAGCAGACACUCCUGUGUUAAUCCUCCAGGACUAAAGCUGACUCUUCUAUGCUUCUUUGAAAGAAAAAAAGGAAGAAAAAUUUGGCACAAUCACAUCCACAUUCCCCAGGGCAGAAGGUUCUGGAGACAAUGCAUGCUCACUCCACAUGAGAAGCAUCCAGCAGCAAAUGUAAGGGUCCAGUUAAUUCAUCCAGGAAAGCAAGGUAGAACUCAGAAGAAAAAAAAAAAAUCAAAACAACGCCCACAAACUGCACACUACUCAGGAGGAAAGUAUGUGUUUCUUUCCUGGAAGUGGGAAGCUAUUUUUAAUGCACCUUUGAAAACCAGGGAUGGGGCACUCUGCCCAUGUCCAUCACUGAACUGUGGAAUUAGCCUGGAUUAGUGACAGACAUGAUAUUGGAAUAGGGAAGCCUAAAGUUAAUGGGAUAAAUUUGGAGGACAAAGAAGAAAGCUUCCAGGUUCCUGGCUUGGAGGCGUGGUGAAGAUGGGCAUACAGGAGAAGGUCUAGACAGAUUUAAAUAAAUGCCCCAUCCAACCAAUUUGUACUCUGGAAGUGGCCACCUCCAAUGUGACUCUAUUUAGACAUAUGGCACUUAAGGAGAUUUAACUACAAUGAAAUGAAGUCCUGGGAGUAGGAGCCUAACCCGGUAGAGAUGGGAGUCUUUGGGAAAAGAGAGAGAGAAUAAUGACACUAGAGAUUUCUCUACACUCUUUCAACCAGAGAUGAAGCAGCCAGGUCCAACUGGCACCUUAAUUUUGGAUUUUGAACCUUCAGAACUAUAAGAAAAUUCAUUCUUGCCAUUAAAGUCAACCAGACUCAAGGCAGGAAGUGUGAGUGUGUGAAGGCAGCUAAAGCAAACUGAUACACUGGAGUGACAGUUAAUUCACUUAUUGAUGAAGGCCCACUACAGAUUGAAAGAAAGUCAUAACUUGUAGUUGACAGAGCCUAUGAAGGUAAGAGUCUGAGAAGGAGCUGACAGAAGCUGGGAACAGAAACUCAGUUUCUGUUCUAGAUAAACGUGCAGAUAUAACAUAUACAUGCUACAAAUAGUUUCUGUGGCUUUUGCCUCAAAUCCAUCUUUCCUUGGCCUGUGGCUCUCAAGAGGGAAGUGGGGAGCCAGCAGCAGUCUCUGGGAGCUUGAACCCCCUUAUCCCACCUGGCACUGGCUCCGUCAAACUUGAGGAGAAUGCCCAGCACGUCCAGUUUCCACCAGUCUCCUGGGCCAUUUGGAGGAAAGUCAAGAGCCAGAAUCAGCUGGGACUGCCAGCCAGGCAUUGUUCAAGUGUGUGGACUUUCUAGCACUGUUUUCUUUGGAAACAAUGAUCACAGGUGUGUUCAAGCCAGAGGUCAAACUGGAUGUCAUUCAUCAUGUCCCAUCUACUUUGUUUUCUGAAAGAGGACGUCUCACUGGCCAGGAAUUCACAGGGUAGGAUUGUCAUCCUAAAAAAGUGGGGACUCAGUCAGGGAAAUCCUGCAGAGGAUGCUGGGUGACCAAACUGGGGCGAAAUCCUAGAGAAGUUACACUUGGAGGAAAGAAACAGGGCGAUGUUAGGCCAAGGGAAGAAAUGCAUUGCAGUGGUGUUGAAAACCAGGGCUUAGGUAGCUUUGGCCCCAACCCUGCCUGCUUCCCUUAAAUGAUUGACAGGUCACAUUGGUUCAGCUUGGGUCUUCUAAGGAACAGGUUUCAUAAUUUUCAUUCGAUUUUCCAGGGGAUUCACAGUCCCAAGAUGGUUAGUUAUCAUUGCUGGAGAGGAAAUUGCUUUCUGGUUUGAUAAAUUAUAUUAGCUUUAGAAGCAACGUUUCUUGUGGUGGGGUCAGACUGGUAUUAAAAUUGUCUGGACACAGUGUGGCAUGCACAUCCCUGAGCCACAUUCCCGACCUCUGGAGUUGACACCUAAGAGUCUGAAUUUUUAAACAAGUUCCCCAGGUGGAUGGGAGAUUCUGUUGCAGGCUCAGACUCCAAAUCUAAAGGGCAGCAACGCUAGGACUGAGAGGUAGCUCAGUUGCUGGAGUGCUUGCCUUGCAAGCAAUGAGAACAUGAGUUCAAUUCCCAGAACCCACAUGAAGAAGACAGAGGUGGUGCACCCAACCUACUUAUAGCUAGUUCUAGCAGUGAGGAGGUAGAGAAAAAAAAAAAAGGAAAAAGAGGUAGCUGGGACUUGAGGAAUGACAACCUAGUCUGACCUUGAAUUUAGAAUACAUGUUAGUCACCAAAACGUGGGGCUAAGGCCUAUAAGGCCUAAAAAGCCAUUGCUACCAAUCACCUAAAUGCCACCAAACUGGGACUGAUGCCACCGCCAGCUCAUUCCUGAGCCUCGCUCUGUGAUCAUCCCUUAAAGCUGUCCUUUGUAUGUCACCAUAUGGCUGCAGAAGGGGCCUGGCUUGAAUAUUCCCUUCAAACCCUGGUGGUUCAAAAUGGCUCCCCAGGAUGGGAGCAGGACAGCCCCUGAGAGCCUCUAAGGUCCUGGGAAAUGGAGUAACUAGAAGGAAGCACAAGAAAAAGCUGUUAGUGAGCACACCAGCCCACCUAAUGUGCAUUCUCUCUCUCUCCAGAGCCAGGCGAUGCGUGCUGCCUUGAACAGGUCCUCUUCCUGCCAAAAUCCAUCAUCAUAGCUCACUUUUUCUCUCACGGAAUCUCACUGAGCAGGCCAUUUGUAAAGGAAAGAGGUUUACUUCUUACAAUUCUUAAAGCUGAGAAAUCUUAGAUCAAAGAAAAGGUCAAAAUCCAGCAAGAGCCUUUUUGCCGGUCGGUCGAGAUGAUGCAGAGGCCUGAAGCAGCGCAGCCUGUCUGAGGCAGGACAGAGCAACUGUGCCAAAGAAAGCUGCCUCUGUGACAAAGCCAUACCCUCCAUUACCCAUUAAGCCAUUAAUCCCCGGUGAAUUAAUCAUCCGUGAGAGCCUAGUCCUCUCCUGAAGGUCUCACCUCCCAAGUGCCAUUAACAUAGCACACCGGGGAUUAAGUCUCUAGCACAUAAAAUUUGGAAGACACAUUCAAACCACAGCAUCCACUCAUGACAAGUUUUGACUUCUGAAUGUUUAAAUGUUUAAUACUUAAAACUUAAAUAGUAAACUUUAUGGGGUUGAAUCUGUGGAAAUAUACUGGAAAACAGAUUUUUUUUUUCCUGGAAAAAUAGAAAAAGAAUCAAAAGAGACUGACCAGGAGAAUGGUUCAGAAAGCCUGUGUGCUCUGGGGUUGGAUUAACUGUCUAGGGAGAUAUGUAACAUAGAAACCAACUUCACAUGUACUUUUAAGACAGAAAAGAGUUUUCCAAGUCCAGACUCUCAGCAAACACUCCCUAAAUGUGACCCAGAAACACACACACACACACCCUACCUAGGUUAGAUUUCUACGGUUUAUACAUCUGCUUUUUCUCUUAUAGCCAGAAAAAUACCAUAAACCACAGUCUUGGUUUGUGCUUUUUAGCUUCAGGGAGGAGCUGCAGAGAGAAAUGAUAGCAAAGUGGAUGCCAUCAAUAUUGGAAGAGUCUGGUUUUAUUUGGAGAAGCCUCCUGUGAUCCUGGGAUGUCUCAGUCGGAGGACAGACUGUAGAAAGAGUAACCUCGAAGAGUUAGCAAUCUUCUACCAGUAGUAGUGCUGCCCUAAGGUUGUUGCCCUGUCUCUGGAUGUGGCUUUCUGGAUGGAGAGGGUAGACUACAGUAUUUGUGGGUUCUCUGCCCCUCCCUAAGCAGCCUUCCCUGUCAGGCAUGAAGCUCAGAAGGCCCAGCAUCAAGUUAAAGAAAUAGAACAAACUCAUCCCAGGGUUUCUUUAAAUAUUCAGAUAAACCCAUGUGCCCCUAUCAGUUAAAUUAAGCUUUUCUUAGAAAAAGUAAGUCAAUUAGUUCAAAAUGUGGGUUAGAGCUUCUGGGUAUUUAAAAGGGUUUUUUUUUUUUUUUUUUUUUUUUAGUUCAUUAGAAACACAGCCACAGGGCAGUUAUAUACUGACUCUUCUUCACAUCCUAUGAGGAUCCACCAAGUACCUUGAUACCAGUUUCUGAUAUCUGGAUCUUCAAAUGCUGGUCCUUAAACUAUCUCUGGGCUUGGAAUGUAUCAUUAACAUCAAGUCCUUUUGCUUAAUAUCCUGUCUUCACUUUCGAUAUCGAUAGUCACCCAGAGGUGCCUAACGAGCUGCUAAGAAAGUCGGUUUCCUUCUUCAUUUAGCAAUACUGUGUGAACUUUUGUCCAUAAAGGCAGGUCUCUGAGACACUGUGAGCUGCCACUGUGGAACACACUUUGAACAUAAACUGCAGAACUCAUUAGUCCUUGUGGCCUAGACACAAAAUAAACCAAACAGAAACAAAACAAGAUUUUCUUAAGAAUCUGUCCUUCUAGCAGUGAUUUCUUGGCCAUUGUCCAUGAACAGUCAUGACUUGUGAAAUGGUCACCUGUGUGCUUUCUUUAGAGACUGUCCUACUUGGUGAUGUCAAAAAACAACUGUAUCAACAUUUGGAGGUAAAGUAUUUGUUUUCAAUUUUGUUGUUCACUUUGUUUUGAUCUCACUAGUUCAAUAAACUACUUGAAUAUAGCGAAUAGUUUCAGAAAUAUUUUAUAUACUAAAACCAUUGUAAAUAACUCUAUAACUCAAAAACAUCUAUUACAUGACAUUAACAAAUAGUAUUUCUUCUUCCACUUUAAUUAGCACUUGUGAUGGAAUGGAAAUAUAUAUAAUAUAUUACAUAAUAAGUAUAUAUGCAUGUAUGUAUAACAGUACUGAUGGGCGCUUCAGUAGACUCUCUAAAGAUACAUGGCUGGAAGAUAAGGAGAUGACUCUUCUUGCUAAUUAAGUUUGACUAUCUUCAGAUUUGAAUUCUUUAUGGGCCAAGUGACAUUUUAUUGUUAGGAUAUUAUAACAAAGGGAGACAGCACAUUUUUCAGAUUCUGCAAACACACAAAUUCCUUAUAGAAAAUCACAUUUCUCUUGUAUAUUAUUCAUUUAAAAAGACUUAGGAAACUGCUAAGUAACUCAGGGCAGGGAAGGUUCAAAAUUACAGACACUUAGCAGCGAUUCGAAUCUAAACAUUCUGCUCCUGUUGAUUACUAUGUUAAGUUUACUGUGACCUGCUUUCUGGCAUAUCAUCAGAAACAAAAAUAUGUAACACUCCUCCUUGCCCCCAGAGAUGCACACAGAAGAGCCAAGCACUUGAGUAGAAUGUUUUGCAGGUUAGCCUGGGUGGGUUGGGGAGCAUUCCUUGUGUCUCCAAUGUCCCACUCUGAGUUCUUCUAAAACACAGGUAGGGCUUUGCUUCCAAUAAAUUAGGAAAUUAGAAUCACUGUGUGACAAAGGUCAUACCAUGUCUUUGCCCAUUUCUGCAAUACUCAAAGCCUAGGGCCUCACCCUAACAACUUGUCUUGCCAAAAUCCCCAAGUCACAUACACAGAAACUUGAGUGGCAGGCAAUUACUUCCUUAAGAGUGGUGGUGGUGGUGGUGGUGGUGGUGGUGUGUCUGUGUUUAUUCUUUCAUUUCUUAGUGACUGCAUGUGGCAAAGAAAUUUGGUCAUGGCCUAUGGAACCAGUUUGCCUAUCCUAGAGAGGUCUGGAAAACCUGGGACAUGUGUUUUGACUUUUUAACAUUUAUUUUAAGUGUUCCUACAGUGUUGGGAGCCAGAUUGAGGGCCUCUUGCCUGCUACACUAGUGUUCUUUCACUAACUACAUACCACGACCUACAGCAUAACCUUUUAAAAUGCAUUGGCCUUGGUUUUCUCAAAAUAUGAGGAAUAGUGAAGCUUUAAUAACUAAAAGAUAAUGGUGUAGCCUAGUGUACUUCAGCAUGUCUGCACUCCAGCACUUGAGAGAAGGCUGAGGCAGAAAGAACUUGAGUUUGAGAACAACCUGAGCUACAUCAUGAGUCCCUGUCUCUUAAAUCAAAUCAAAUCAAAUCAAACAAGAACCAAAAAUAUGAGCCAAUAGUUAAAUGUUUUCUAAUGUUUCAAGUACCAUGUUAAAUGCUUAAAGUAGCAAAUGAUUUAAUUUCAAAAUAAUCAAAAGUUGUUGACUUAUGUCCCAGAACAUAGAAUAUAAAAAAGGAUGGAGACUUUUACACAAGGGGUCACUUGGUAUAAGGGAAAGUCGGAUUCGAACCCAACAACCAAGGUUCAGGAAGGAAGCUCUCAGCAGUCCUGCUCCACAGCACGUAGGUGAAGUGAGUGACACACAAGUAUUUAUACAUUUAUUGAGUAUUUUCUAUAUGCCAGCCACCUUGCUAAAAUAUUUAGGGGAAAAUGAAUGGGCAUAUUUUUGUCCUUUCAGAGUUAUUUCUCUUUCACUUUGUAGAGUCAGAGUACAUGAAUUCAAAUUUCAUUUGAGUUAAAAAAAUGUUACUUGAGAUGAUCCUCAAUUGAACACAACAAAAUUAAUAGUGAAAUUGGAAGAAAAGAAAAGACAUCAAAAUAGCUUCGAUUUGAAUUCAUAUUUAGCCUCAAAAGCACCUUAUGAAUCUUUAAGUAAUCAAAUCAAGGGAGCACGGUUUUCUCUUUUGAUUUGUUUCUUUAAAGUGAUUAACUAAAUGCUUUUUCUGGCCUCUGCCCAAGAGCCCACAAAAUCCUGAGGUUUAGCAAUGCAAAUCCUUUCCAACUCACCUCUCAUAAUACCCAGACACCUCCAUUCCCUAGGUCUGCCUUUACAGAGUCCACAAUAACUCAUUAACCCCACUGGGAGUGGGGGGAGUGCUCCCUUUCUCACUGCAGCAAUAUCUUUCUACGAAAUGUUCCACUAGAGAAAAAAAAUUGAUGAUGGACAUAUUAAUCCAAAACAGUCAUUGAAUUAUCUUUAACUUCCAGGGACUGGUGUUGUCUAAAAAUUAUUAUUAUUAUUAUUAUUAUUAUUAUUAUUAUUAUUAUUAUUAUUAUUAUUUUGUCCUGCUUUUGAAUCACAGAAUAUCUUCCAUGCUCUUUUAGGUUUUUCAAGUUAAAAAUUCCUGACAAAUAUGGGAUUUAACUAAACACAACCCCCAUUUGUUUAUUUGUUCAUUUAUUUAUAAUAAAUGGCUAGAGUGUAUUGGGUUAGUAGAGAAAGGAAGGCAGUCCUGUACAAAGUUCUUAACAGAUGAGCCACAGAAAACUGGUAGCGUUGUCAAAACAUUUUGAUGGUUUUUCAAAGAGGUUGCCUAGUGGUUUUCUUAAAAGGGUAUUCUAAUUGAUACUGGCAACAAAAAUGUGAGAAUCUGAAAUAGGAAUUCAUGGCAUAUAAAGUAGGUGUGUGAGAGCUUUGUAGGAUGCCCUCCUCAAACAACCACUACUUUCUGAGAUGGGGAAACACAGAGACCUAGGUGAUACUUUCUAAUGAUGUUGACAGAGACAGCUCACAUGGACAGAGCACCUUGUGGAAGUUGCAAACCUCUUCAGGGGGCAUACGAUGAAGAAUCAGACAGUUGGAUGGUUGCAGCAGAAGUUCCACAUUGAACUGUAUUGUUUUUGUAAUAAAGAAAGCACAGCUCUUGCACAGUUGUGGGUGAGGAGCUGAGUAAAUUUCAAGAUGUGGAGUCAAGUGAGGGCUUCGAAACCAGACAGACUAGACAAGUAAUACUGCAGCCACAAAAAAAAAAAAAAAAAAAAAAAAAGAGAGCAUUCUUUUAAAAAUUACUUUUUCGAUUUCAAACUGAGUAUACGGAACCACUGGAUGUUUUUAAGAGAUCGUUUAAUGAUCGUGGACCUGAACUCUUUUCUGAGUUCAACUGUAAUUUUAUGCUAUUGCUUUUUUAAAAGUAAGCAAUUGUCCCGAGUCUUUCCCUCCUUUGGUGGGAGCGGUGAGGAAAGAGUGCAUAUUUGAUAUUUCUCGUUGUGUUUGCUUUGUUUUGUUUCUGGCGGUUCUGUUCCGUAACUAUGUUGGUUAAUAACCUGUUUCAGUGUCUGAUGAAGUGUCCUUAUAGGUAUAAAGUAUUGGUAGCCGGUCAGAAGGUGGUGCGAGAAGAACAGUUCUGCAACGAUCAGGCCAAAGCAUACUUUCCAAGGUGUGUUUCUUUCGUCCCUAGUUUAAAUUCGGGUCUUGCUGGUUGUUCGAAAAUUGUCCGGGCAGCUCCUGAAACUGCUGUUUCUCCAAGUCCGUUAAAAAGCGAUUGGUGACUGGGUGGCAAUUCCCCCUCCCUAGUCCUGCUAUACCCCACCCCCAUCGCCUGGCUUUUGCCAGUAGGGACUUGCCCUGGGGGGUAUUUUGUCCUGGGAACACAAAACUAUUUUCUUUUCUGGAAAUACGUUGACGUCAACUGGAAGCUGUUUUUGGUUGCUUUGUUUCCCGGAGCGUCCAACCCAGUACACCGCCUCCGGCAAACUGCUAGCUAUUGGAAGCAGCUCCCCUAGAGGGAGGGGAGCCCGGUGUCUGCACGGAGCGAGUUGGGGGAGUAUUGUACUAGCUGUGCUGCAAAAGUGGGGAGACCCAGAGAGCGGCUUCCUCGUGGGCCCAAGCAUGGAGCUUGAUCCUCUAGGCGAAGUUCGAAAUGCAGCCUGGAGCCAGGAAGGACCCCGGGUUCUUAGGGCUUCUAGAAGUCAAGGUUACUGUAGGUAGUUAAGUGACUUGCCUGAUCCCAACUGAGUUCUCUGCACUGCAGCAAUUCUCCAAGGUUCCAAAACCUGGCACUAUCACGGGACAAAAUGCAGGCACACCAGAAGUGGCGGUGGGCAACUAGUCUGGGCUGGCUCUUGAGCUGAGCUCCGAGCCAUGUGUGUCCACUUAGUUGCCCACUGCUACAAGCUCUGGGAAGCUAGUACAUUUCUUUACAUAUAUCCAGAGCUGAGACGAAGAACAGAAUGCCAUGACAAAUCUGACAGCUUCUCUAGUAGCGCUUAGAGAAGAAUUCCCCAGAAGUAUAACCUCCAAGAUCCUCUUCUCCUCGGACAGAUGUAAUAAGAGGGCGCGCGUGUGCUUGUGUGUGUGUGUGUGUGUGUGUGUGUUUGUGUGUGUGUGUAUUGUUUCCCAAAGGAGCGGGAGGAAACCUGUGAGACAGGGACUUGUUAUAACUUGUUUCACACCUGGCUUGGCUUCCCGACGCUCUGUGGUGUCCAAGGCUGAGGAAGCUCUUGGAGGGCGACGAAAAGCCACUUUAAUGGCCACGGGGCCCAGAGUUAGCCUUUCUUUUUUCUUAUUUGACAUUCCUUGUAAAUUACAACUUGAUGGAUGGUUCCUAUUGUGGCACAAAAUGAUAAAAGCCUCGGAGCGGGGGUAAGGGGGGUAAGACAGGCAACAUGGAAAGAAGGAACAAAUAGUUGAGGCAGGACUCCCCACAGCUGAAUUGAAACAUAGAGGCAAAUUCCAAUGACGCACGCAAGGACCCGGCGAGGUUGUCUCCAGGCACUUGGGCGCACUGCUGCGAUCUGGCUCCAUCGGUUCUUCCUGGCCUUGGGUCUCAGGCCUGGCUGGCAAGCCAGUGAACAUUCGCUGGAGAAAGUUAGGAUGACCACCCCGGUUACUGCCACCAACGAAUAGAAUAGUUAAGGUCCUGGUGUCACUAGGGCACUACCCCCAGGGCCGGGAGUGAGGUUGGUGGUGACGCGAGGAAGCACCCAGAGCCUGGGCGCGUCGGGGGCGGAAGCUGGCUGGAAGUGGGACAGUACCUCCUAUGGGAAAGCGGGACCCAGCGAGCUCUCUGGCUGUCUUUCCAGUUUCCGAGGUGCCCGCCCCCACGCGCCGGAGGCAGCGCAGCCCCGAGGGCGAAUGCAAGGCAGUUGGCAAACUUAAGUGAGAGCGCGCUAGAGAUCCUAAUUGCUAGAAUUGUGGCGAGAGCGGGGGCGACCCAAACCAAAGUUCACUUUUUCCACCCGCCCGCUUUCCCGCUUAUCCUUUAGGGAUUCGCAGUUUUAGUGCCAACCUGGGCACUCCUAGCCUCAGAGUGUUGUGUCAUUUUGCUCUAGGGCAGGGAGGACGGCGGCCCUAGUGGGUGGCAAGUGGGUCCCUGGGGUCCCGGAAAACUGCUCUUCCCACAUCUCUCCUCCCACCAGCCCCUCCCAAUCUUUCUUUCUUGCACUUUCCUGGGGCUGGCUAGACCGGCGCGGACUUGCCCCAAACCUUUGGGGAGCGCCCCAGGUCUUUAAUGACAGCUUAAAAGUGGCAGUUGGAAAAGUCUAAACAGAAGAGGCUGACGUGGGGCGUGUUUCGCUUCUUAGCAAGAGUCGGGAUGGAAGCUGGGAGCCGCGCUGCUGGCCCCAGGCCCCCGCGCCUCGCCGCCAGCAAGUAGGUGGGGGAGCCGCUGCUGCCGCCAGCCCCAUCUCGCUCCCAAGCCUCGCCCGCUGCGCCCUGGCCGCGGGCGCACAGAGGGUGCAGGGCCUCCCAGAGCCUCCUCCACCCAGCUCAUUAACCUGCCUGCUCCGGGCGGUCCCGGACACCGGCUCCUCGCAGCAGCACCCGCGGCCGGCUCACUGCAGCAGCCUCCCGGAUCCCCCGGCUCCGGGGGGCAAUGAGGGGGAGGUGGAGGGGGCACCGCUCCUCUGGCAUUACCUAGUGAAGCGACACCGCCCCGCCCUCCCGCCGGCCCUCCCUCCCGCCCGCCGGGGCCCGCGGGCCCGCUCCGCCAGAGGGACAGUCGGCCCAAUAUGUCAAGACCUCUGAUCACUCGAUCCCCUGCAUCGCCACUGAACAACCAAGGCAUUCCAACUCCAGCUCAGCUCACCAAAUCCAACGCACCCGUCCACAUCGACGUGGGCGGCCACAUGUACACCAGCAGCCUGGCCACCCUCACCAAAUACCCCGAAUCCAGAAUCGGAAGACUCUUUGAUGGUACAGAGCCCAUUGUUCUGGACAGUCUCAAACAGCACUAUUUCAUUGACAGAGACGGGCAGAUGUUCAGAUAUAUCUUGAAUUUUCUACGAACAUCAAAACUCCUCAUUCCUGAUGAUUUCAAGGACUAUACUUUGUUAUAUGAAGAGGCAAAAUACUUUCAACUUCAGCCAAUGUUGUUGGAGAUGGAGCGAUGGAAACAGGACAGGGAAACUGGCCGCUUUUCACGGCCCUGCGAGUGCCUCGUGGUGCGUGUGGCCCCGGACCUUGGAGAAAGGAUCACCCUCAGUGGGGACAAGUCCUUGAUAGAGGAAGUAUUUCCCGAGAUCGGCGAUGUGAUGUGCAACUCGGUCAAUGCAGGCUGGAAUCACGACUCAACACAUGUCAUCAGGUUUCCACUAAACGGCUACUGCCACCUCAAUUCAGUUCAGGUCCUUGAGCGGUUGCAGCAAAGAGGAUUUGAAAUUGUGGGUUCCUGUGGAGGAGGAGUGGACUCGUCCCAGUUCAGUGAAUAUGUCCUCCGACGGGAACUGAGGCGGACACCCCGAGUACCCUCAGUCAUCCGGAUAAAACAGGAGCCACUGGACUAAACAGACAUAUUUCUUAUGCAAAAAGAAAACAUACACAACCAAUAACAAUAUGAGAAAAGGGACAUUUGUGUGCAGCUGGGACAGUAAACCAAGCUCUGAACCUAAAAUUGAAUAAAAGACAUUUAUAUCCACUAGAAAUCACACCUGUAUUCAUAUGGGAACAAUUGGAAUCAUGAUAUCCUCAAGAUGUAAAAAAAUAUAUAAAUAUAUAAAUAUCUAUAUGUCAAAAGGUAGGAAAUGCAAGGAGAGAGAGAGAGAGGGAGAGAGAGAGAGAGAGAGAGAGAGAGAGAGAGAGAGAGAGAGAACGCAGUGGGUGCUGUGAUGACCGUGGUGUUCUGGGCCUCUGAGGUCUCUGUCCAGUAAAUAAGCCAUGAGCAGGGAGGACAGUCUCCUUACUGCUUCAUUGCCAGCAGCCAUCAAUUGUUUCUUUUUUCUUUAUUGUUCUUUUCUUUUUUUUAAACAAAUAAACAAAACACCUGGGCUGGUGUUCCUUUGCAAGUGGAGGUUUUGUGUCUGGUCAGGUAGGGACCAGAAGGGAGUUCAGAGAACCACUCAAGAGCACACCACACGGGACGUGCGGUAGACAGGACAUCUGACUGCAGUCUGUACAGGACUGGCACUUUUGUCCACCGCACAGCCGCGACCUUUCCUUUGUUUUUAUGCUGAUCGUUUGGCAGAGGGGCCAGAGUUAUUACUUGCUAGAGAUCUCCAGUUUCAGUCUGCUGCUUUCCUACAAUUUUUUCAGAUUUUAUAAUGUAUUAAAUACAAUAAACUCUGUUUUAAAAAAA
This is a messenger RNA of Mus musculus (house mouse), 12268 nucleotides long. It is a transcript of the gene Kctd1, whose product is annotated as potassium channel tetramerisation domain containing 1. Gene Ontology annotation, cellular component: nucleus. The transcript has 5 exons. The record is from RefSeq and is a predicted model, not a curated record. Gene Ontology annotation, biological process: protein homooligomerization. Lineage: Eukaryota; Metazoa; Chordata; Mammalia; Rodentia; Muridae. Bases 10707 to 11480 code for a protein of 257 amino acids.